UUUCUCGGUAAGGAGAGGGACUAGUCGGCACACUUUUGUGCUUUUGUGAGAAUAUUUGCGGAGGUUUCGGUGCAACGCGUAGCUGGUGUGAAACUUUUCGACCGUAGGACGCAGAGCAUCUCCUCCCCAGGUCGAGUUCCUUCAUCUAACCAUCGCGCGCAAUACUUGGGUGAAACUUGGGUCGUCAUGCUGUAGAAGCGUCUCUACAAGUGUAAGAGCGGCGUGGGAAUUCACUUUGCGGUCCGUGUGAGUGGGACCAUGCAACAACACAACAGAGAACGGAAUAACCUGAGGCUGCUGCUCCUGAGCCUCUCCGUUGCCAUCAUCGUCUCAGGAGUGAACGCAGGUGGGAAGAAGCACAGUGGCCCCUGUGGAGGAAGAGACUGUAGCGGAGGCUGUCAAUGUUUCCCCGAGAAGGGUUCCAGGGGUCUCCCCGGGCCACUUGGUCCACAGGGAAAUCUUGGGCCUCCAGGGAGACCAGGUGAUCAGGGCAUCCAAGGACCAAAAGGGCAGAAAGGUGACAGCGGACCCGGUGGUUUCAUGGGUCCCAAAGGAAGUGUGGGAAUGACCGGUGUACCUGGGUUCUCUGGAAACAAUGGUAUUCCUGGACACCCCGGACACGGAGGACCCAGGGGGAAGCCAGGUGCAGACGGCUGUAAUGGAACUCAUGGAGAUCCUGGCUUCCCGGGGCAACCCGGCUUUGAUGGCAGACCUGGCUUUCCCGGUGGGGCAGGUAGGAAAGGAGAGAAGGGAGACACUCUGGAUAUCAGUGUGUACAUGCAACGUUUCAAGGGAGAACAAGGCUCCCCAGGAUAUGGUGGAGUAACUGGGCCUUCAGGAAACCCAGGAAGACAGGGUGAAAUAGGCUUGCCGGGACCAAAGGGUCCUCCAGGGCCUCCAGGGCCCCCUGGACCAAAGGGUACUAUGACCAAAGUGAUUAAAGGAGUCAAAGGAGACCAGGGGGAAACUGGACGACCAGGGCCACCAGGAAACUCUACUCACCUAUUUGUUUUGCCCUCACCUGUGCGACCCGGACCUCCUGGAGAACAAGGCGAGAAAGGAGAAAGAGGAGAUCUGGCGGACAACAGAGGAGAAACAGGUGUAAUGGGAUUCCCUGGACCACGGGGUGAGUCUGGAAGAACGGGGGAACCAGGACCAAGGGGCGAUUUUGGUGACCCAGGGCAACCAGGCAGACCUGGUAUUAAGGGAAUCAGAGGUGACGCCGGAGAACUGAUUUCAACAGAACCCUCUUGGUCCUCAGACGUUGGUCUCCCUGGUGAACAGGGUCCACAAGGAGAGAGGGGUCCAACAGGAGAACCAGGCUUCCCUGGACCUCCUGGUCGUCCUGCCUCUGAAUCACAGGAUCAAGUGUUGGAUUUCUUUGGGCCUUUCGGUUACAAGGGUGAGACAGGAGAGAAGGGCCAGCAAGGGGAACCAGGACUCCCUGCAUUACGUGCAGGACCCCCGGGAACCGACGGGCGCCCAGGAGAAAGGGGUCCUCCCGGACCCAAAGGAACAUGGGGAGGUUACUUUAAGGGAGAGCCGGGACCAAGAGGAAGGCCCGGCAAUGCAGGCAUCAAAGGACCGAAAGGUGAUCACGGAGAAUGCAACUGCACGAUCAUAAACUCCCCAGCUGGUUUACCCGGCUCCGCUGGCAAUACAGGUGAUGCCGGGAUGGUUGGAGAGUUUGGUCAGCAGGGUGAUCAAGGAGAACCAGGUGUCCCAGGCGAAAAUGGGUUCCCCGGACCUGCUGGGCUCAAUGGUGUGCCAGGUCCAAAAGGCAGAAAAGGGGACACAGGUGUUGCCACACAGAAAGGAUAUCCUGGAGAUCCAGGAGAUCAAGGAAGAAAUGGUGAGCCAGGAAAACCAGGAAAUGAAGGGCCAAGUGGUCUACCUGGUUUCCCUGGCACCCAAGGUCUUACAGGAGACCGGCCCUGGGGACAACGUGGAGACAAAGGUUUGCCAGGUUUUCCUGGUCCACCCGGUGUAGCCGGGCUGAGGGGAGAACCUGGUCCAGAUCUCUUGGGCUUAAAAGGUCAGCGUGGUUUACCUGGUGACGACGGCCUCGCUGGCUAUGAUGGAGUUCCCGGAUCACCUGGCAGUCCAGGCGGCUGUAUUACAGCAGGAGAAGAAGGACAGGUGGAUGUAACAGGUAGCCUUUGUGAAGCUAUUCCAGGACCUCCUGGGCUGCCUGGACCUCCAGGACCCAGUGGAAAACCAGGUGCACCAGGUCCUUCUGGCCAAAAAGGAUUCCAGGGUUUACCUGGAGUAGGGGGAGAGAAAGGAGAACAAGGAGACAGAGGCCCAGGUGGCCGUCCUGGGCCACCAGGUUUUCCAGGCCCCCGUGGAGACCUUGGUAUUCCUGGCAGGAAAGGAUCGGUAGGAAAUCCUGGUUUGCCUGGUGUACCUGGCAGGGAUGGGGCACAAGGUGAGAAGGGUGGCCAUGGAGAAAUCUUAGGAGCAUCUCCUGGACCACCUGGAGACCCAGGGCCUCCUGGGCUGCAGGGCAGUAAAGGUCCAGCUGGAGAAUCAGGCGAGCCGGGCUAUCCAGGAAUGCUCGGCAUGCCUGGUAUGAUUGGCUUCAAGGGUGAAAGUGGCCCUACCGGCCUGCAGGGAGAGGAAGGAAGGCCUGGGCCAGCGGGCAAGUUUGGCUUCCCUGGUGAUCCUGGAAGAGCUGGUCCACCUGGGCCACAUGGUUCCACUGGGCAGCCAGGUGUUUCUGGAGAGAGGGGAACCGAAGGUGACCCAGGUCCUCCAGGUCCAAUAGGACUAAAAGGUGUCCCAGGAACAUACGGUGAGGACGGUGUUACCGGAGAGUACGGCACAACAGGUGACCCAGGACAGCCGGGGCCAGGUGGACGCCAAGGACUUCCCGGAAUGAAGGGAAAAAAGGGGUCUUCAGGCAUGUCAGGUUUUGAGGGGAUCAAAGGUGAUGUGGGGGUAAAGGGCUUCAGUGGGGUGAAAGGAGAGCAUGGCGUGCCGGGCCAAGUUGGUCAAAAAGGAGCGACAGGCCAAAGCGGACAGAAAGGUGAUCGUGGUUUGGUCGGACCUCCUGGGGAAAAGCCUCACAUCCCUACUCAGGUUAUUGCUGUCAUGAAGGGAACAAAAGGAGACAUAGGAUUUCAAGGAGAUCCGGGUAUCACAGGGCAAAGAGGUGUUAAGGGUUUGCCCGGUGUGCCAGGCUUCGAGGGAAGUCACGGGCUUCCUGGAGACCCCAGCAAUGAGAAAGGUUUGCCUGGAACUCCUGGAGCACAGGGGCUGCCUGGGAUCAAAGGAAUGCCAGGGCUGACUGGAAAUCGAGGAAUUUCUGGGUUUGAUGGGAUGCCUGGCAACAAGGGAAUUAAAGGAAGCCCCGGUGCCUACGGUGCAUCCGGUGACAAAGGAAAGAAGGGAGUCAAAGGUGAAAAAGGACUUCGUAUAGACCUUCCAGGAACUCCUGGAUUGAGAGGAGAGACGGGAUUCCAAGGAGAACCAGGCGAGAAAGGAUUAUUUGGAACAACUGGAGACAGGGGGAUAUCUGGUUUUGAUGGUAUUGAAGGGAAAAAGGGGGCGUCUGGUGAUCCUGGAAGUCAAGGAUACCCAGGCUCAGACGGCCAGACGGGAACUCCUGGUAACCAAGGUCAAAAGGGCUCUCCUGGAGUUCCUGGAAGAGAUGGACAGCCAGGUUCCCCUGGCUUCCAAGGAGUCAAAGGUUAUCCUGGCCUGAAGGGUCUUUACGGAUUAGACGGACUGAAAGGACAAAAGGGUAUCUCAGGAGCACCAGGUCUGGACAUUUUUGGAACUCCUGGAGAGACAGGCCUUAAAGGAGCGAAAGGAGAGAGCGGUGACCCCAACAAUGAGCAGGGUGCUCCAGGCAUUGAGGGUUUGAAAGGCUUCCAGGGGGUUCAAGGGGACCGAGGUGAACCUGGACCCCCAGGAUUCCGAGGCCUCGUAGGACCUGAUGGAGUCCCAGGAAGACCAGGAGCUCCGGGGGAUCCUGGCCUCCCAGGACCUACAGGAUACCAAGGUUCUCCUGGUGCCAGAGGAUACCCUGGUGUGGAUGCUCCCCCCGGGGAGAAGGGUAUAGCAGGAUUCAAUGGCUUUCCUGGAUUACCUGGCAGGAAAGGAUUCAAAGGAGAUCAAGGUCAAUUUGGAUACAGGGGGCCUGAUGGAGUUUCUGGGAUAAAAGGAGUGAAAGGAGACCAAGGCGAUAUGGGAUUUGUUGGCUCGACUGGUAUAAAAGGAGAAAGAGGACCAGUGGGUCCUAAAGGAAACACUGGACUCCCAGGUGUUGUUGGGAUCCCUGGCAGCCAGGGUCCUCCUGCAAUUCCUGUCAAACUUCCAGGAGAGAGGGGUCCUCCUGGGCCUCGGGGUAUACAAGGACCAAAGGGUGUUAAAGGGACACCGGGGCCACAUGGCCCCACUGGGGACGCAGGGUUCUUGGGACCCUUUGGGGAAAAAGGCAUGCCGGGGAUUAGUGGCACCCCAGGAACGCCUGGAUUCCAUGGAGAUGUUGGACAAAUCGGCCACCGUGGUCUACAAGGCAUGGAAGGUGACCGUGGCCGCCCUGGUAUCACUGGGUUACCCGGUAUGCCUGGCCGCAGUGUCAGCGUGGGCUACUUGCUGGUGAAACACAGUCAGUCAACUGAGACACCCAUGUGUCCAGUGGGUAUGUCUAAACUGUGGGACGGUUACAGCUUGCUGUACCUGGAGGGCCAGGAAAAGGCCCAUAACCAGGAUCUUGGUUUGGCUGGCUCCUGCCUCCCCAAGUUCAACACCAUGCCCUUCCUGUACUGCAACCCCGGAGACAUAUGUUACUACGCCAGCAGAAACGAUAAGUCCUACUGGUUGUCCACGACCGCCCCUCUCCCGAUGAUGCCUGUAGAAGAGGGAGAGAUCAAACCCUACAUCAGCCGCUGCUCAGUGUGUGAGGCUCCGUCGGUCGCCAUAGCGGUUCACAGUCAGGACAUCACCAUCCCGAUGUGUCCCCAGGGCUGGCGCAGCCUGUGGAUCGGCUACUCCUUCCUCAUGCACACAGCGGCGGGAAGCGAGGGCGGAGGUCAGUCCCUGUCAUCACCCGGCUCCUGCCUGGAGGACUUCCGCACGACACCGUUCAUCGAGUGCAACGGGGCCAAAGGCACCUGUCACUACUUCGCCAACAAGAACAGCUUCUGGCUAACCUCCAUAGACAAGUCGUUCCACGCCGAGCCAGCAUCAGAGACGCUCAAAGCGGGCCAGCUGCUGUCGCGCAUCAGCCGCUGCCAGGUCUGCAUGAAGAACUUGUGAGGGACUCGCAGCAGGUGGACGCUGGCAGAAAGAAGUCGCUCCGUUAGCGGCGGUGUAGUGUCAUCUCUCCAUCCGUGCACUAAACCCAUGAAACAGCGUUGGAUCUGAAACACUCGCUUAGAUCAGUGUCAGUGGAAAACUUUCAAAACUUGAUCCACAGAGCUCAGAUAUACAGUGACUGUGUGAUGCCUGGAGAUCCACUGUAGAUAAAACAGGAGAAGCCCCACAACGAAAAAAAAAAAAUCUGCACUGUGGCAAAUAUGUUUGUGUUAAAUAUGGUUUGGUGCUUACUUUUUUUUUUUUUUUUAACUUAUUACCUCAUCUACUAUGUCACAUUGUUAACUACCAGAGACCUACACUACAGCUCAACCAAAGAUGCACAUUUAUAUAUAUAUAUAUGCACCGCUUCUGAUUUACUACAUGUUUCUUUAUCGUUUUAGGUUUAGGGUUAAAGCCACUAACACUGCUUCUCUGAAUAAUUUAAAGGUAAACGGUUGAUACUAUUGACAGUAUUAUCCUGCUUUGACUUCAUUGCUCUGAAAAACUAUUUUUUAAUAAAGUUACAGUAAGCUGUUAACUUGUUACGCAUAUUCAACUACUGCAAAUGUCAUCUAUAUAUAUAUUUUUUCCAUUUACCAUAUGAUCACAGCAAUGCACUGAUUCUUCUUCUUUCUUGUAGUUUUUUUUUGGUCUGAAUAGACUUGACCCCCCGUGAAUGUGUCUUAAAUGUUUGUCUUAUCUAAUACUCGCCACACCCCAGGACAACAGGACAUGUUUUCAACAACUAUAAACACUUUGGAUCAGAGGUCUGACCUUGCCCCGGUCUGAUCCCGAGUUAAUGUUUAACAGUUUAGAAAGUAGGUCACCAACUCUGCUCCGUAUCUCUGAAAGUAAACAGAUCGAUAAGACCAGGAAAAUUAGACAACAUAAUUUUUAAUUGUAAUAUAAUUAUGGUUAUUUUCAUUACAUGAUCGAUUCAUUGGAUUGUAAAGAUUAAAUGUUGUUUGUUAUA
This is a messenger RNA of Mugil cephalus (flathead mullet), 6277 nucleotides long. RefSeq names its product collagen, type IV, alpha 2 (gene col4a2). Gene Ontology annotation, cellular component: basement membrane; collagen trimer. The transcript has 48 exons. NCBI's taxonomy places the organism in Eukaryota, Metazoa, Chordata, Actinopteri, Mugiliformes, Mugilidae. The record is from RefSeq and is a predicted model, not a curated record. Bases 259 to 5265 code for a protein of 1668 amino acids. Gene Ontology annotation, molecular function: extracellular matrix structural constituent.